AUGAACUCGUACAGAUGUGAGGGUGAGAACAGAAGAGGACAGACUGAGAAUCACGAUGGACGAGUUCAAAUGGAUUCAAAUUUCUUUCAUCCUUGUGACGGUGCUUCAGCUGACAGCAGGAACCGGACUGUCUCCCCUCCAAGACUAUGUCAUAGUUGGAGAUGACGUCGCAUUGGCUUGUGGAAACGUGAUAGAAGAUCAGAGUGACUGUGACAGUACUACAUGGACUUACAGUGGACCAAGUAACGCAGCAGUAGAGCUGAUUACACUCGGGCAGAUUGCUGAAAACACUACGUUUGAAUCAGACAGACUGAGUGUUACAGUGAACUGUUCUCUGGUUAUAAAGAAGGUCACAAAGGAGGAUGCUGGUUAUUUUAGGUGUCAACAGUACAAAUCAGACAGAAAAGUGAAUCCAGAUGCUCCGGUGUAUCUGUCUGUUAUUUCCAUGACUGAGCAGAGGAACGGAGAUGAGGCGACAUUAAUCUGCUCUGUGUCGACGUCUAAAGAACACAGAGUGAAGUGGCUGUUUCAGGGUAAAAAUGUGAAAGAACAUCAGAAUGCGAGGACAUCAUACUCUCCCUGCAAUGCCUCUGUGACCUUUCCGAUUCAUCAUUACAUGUACAAAUCAAGAUAUAGGUCACUGGAGUGCAAAGUGAGUGUCGGUCACAGAGGGUAUCUGUUUUCCUUCAGACUUCAGGCGUCAGCUGAGAAUCUAGUUUCAGGUGUGUACGCAGGGACAAAUCAAACAGAACCAACUACAACUGUACCAAAAGCGACUGACGCUGUAAGAGCAGCCCAGUGGAGGCUGAUCGUUGUGUCUGUGGGUUUGUCAGCUCUCAUAAUAACUGUUGUGAUGGUCAACGUAUGGACAAGAACUAAAGGUAAACAAACACGUAUGGAUGAAAACGUGGUGAAUGGAAGCCAUGAAGAUGAUGAUGCUGUGAACUAUGAAAACAUCAGAUCUCCUGCAGAGGAAUGACACAAUCUUCUGUCUCUGUCAGACUACACAGAUCAACAACUCGAGUUUCUAUGAGUUCUUGUAGUCUGAGGAAAACCUCCCUCCAUCUGUGAACUUCUCUGUUGGAUUGAAAAUCUCAGUUUUUCAUUAGAACAAGAAUUUGUCUUAAUACAAAGAUUCAAUCUAAAUGACCAGAAAAUACAAAGAAAUGUAAAAAUACAGGCUUCUCUCUGAAGAUGAGGAUGCAAAUGACCGCCCUGUCAGACCUGAAAUGAAUGUAAAUACAUGUCACAUAUCUGAUACAAGCUCUGUGACAGCACAUAUAAUCUAUACAAUAUUAGUGCUUUUUAAAAAACACAUUAAAUCCGUUUUUGUUUUUUUUUACUUUAAAGGAAGAAAAAAACUUGCAAAUACUCAUCUUAACCCAAAAUUCUUGAAUCUUCAACUUCCUCACUCCUGGUUUUUGUGUCCUUCAUUUAUCAUGGACCUGAAGAAAGUAUGAACUUUGGAUUUUAAGUGCCCUAACAUGAGACUCUUUUUACAAAAGCACAUAUGUAAACCAUCUCUCUUCUUGCAUAGAAAAGACUUUACACGCUCAACAUUUUAACCACAUUCGAUGGGUAAAAUAGCAAAGACAUUUACAGAAUCAGUCACUAUAGACAUGCAAUUGUAUACAACAUGAGUGAUGUGUUUAAGGUUGCUUUCCCCACAAACCACAACAGGAAACACCAAUCGUCUCAAUCCCUCAAGGUCCAAGUACCGUGCAGUGAGGUAUCAGGCCUUACCCUGCAUCCCCAUGGCUGUGUAAUGCACUCCCUGACCACCUGAGGGCAGUAUCGCCUGUUGAAACUUUUAAACAGGACUUAAAACCUUCCUCGUUCCAAGUGCCUUCUUUCAAUUUAGUGCCUCUUACCUGUUACAGUCUUGUUUUUACUCUGUAGCACUUGAGUUUGGUUUAAAAUGUGAAUUACAAAUACGAUGUGUCAUUAUUAAUGUACAGAUUGUGCUCAAAAUGUGCAGAAGUAUUCAUGUUGAAUUGAAGAAUUGUGUCCAUAUCUGAUUCAACAUUGUUGACAUGUGUUUAGAAGAAACUGAUCUCAUGAUGUCAUUUUGCUCUUGAUUGUUUUGUAAGUUGUGUCUUGUUGUAAGUUAACCAUGGCCCCACAUUUGUGUUGUGCGUGACCCCUUUCAAAUGAACUAAUAAACUACAUUUUUAAGUC
This is a messenger RNA of Labrus mixtus (cuckoo wrasse), 2178 nucleotides long. RefSeq lists its product as uncharacterized. Gene Ontology annotation, biological process: T cell activation; interleukin-15-mediated signaling pathway; positive regulation of ERK1 and ERK2 cascade. The transcript has 7 exons. Gene Ontology annotation, molecular function: MHC class II protein binding; protein tyrosine kinase binding. Gene Ontology annotation, cellular component: membrane raft; external side of plasma membrane. The record is from RefSeq and is a predicted model, not a curated record. The coding region runs from base 56 to 979 and encodes 307 amino acids. NCBI's taxonomy places the organism in Eukaryota, Metazoa, Chordata, Actinopteri, Labriformes, Labridae.